Messenger RNA from Chlorella variabilis, 1980 nucleotides. RefSeq lists its product as hypothetical. Bases 1 to 1980 code for a protein of 659 amino acids. The record is from RefSeq and is a predicted model, not a curated record. Lineage: Eukaryota; Viridiplantae; Chlorophyta; Trebouxiophyceae; Chlorellales; Chlorellaceae. The transcript has 7 exons.
AUGGCAGCAGCGGGGGAGCAGCUGCUGAGGGCUGGGCUUUGUUGGUUCCUGGGGCACGGGGCAAAAAGGUAUGAUGACGGCAACAAGGGCUGCAAGGAUGCGGCGCGGGGCGAGAAGCUGCAGCUGGCUGCUGAGAAGUGGACGCUGCUCGAGGAGCCCCAGCAGCCCACAGCAGGGGGCUGGCCGCCGCCCGGCACGCUUCCAGGCAGCAGCAGUGGGGAGAUGGCGCCGAUGCUGGGCCGGCGCACAGACGGCAGCCAGGGGGCAGCUGGUGCAGGUGUGGGAGAUCACGAGCAGCGCCAAAGCCAGCAGGACAAGGCGAGGGGCAAGCGGCCGGUGGACGAGGAGCGCGCCGCUGCAGCUGGCGGCGCCUCAGCAGCUGCCGGAGCGGCGGCAGCGGGUGGCAGGGAUCCUGUGACUGCCCUGCGCGGCUUGCUCCCCUUCCUGCCCAUGGCCCAGCGGGAGGAGGCAGAGAGGCAGCUGGAGGCCAUGCUGCAGCGGGAUGCCGCGGCUUCGGCUGGCGUCGCCGAGCUGGUCUGCAGAGAGAGGGACCUAGUGGCGCAGGCGCUGGGCCCGGCUGCCGGCCAGGCUGCUGGCGCCUCGCGGCCAGCGGCGGCACUGCCCGCCGGUGGGGAAGCGGUGCGCAGGAGCAAGCUGCUUCGCGAGGAGGAGGAGCGGGCAGCCCGGCAGGCUGAGGAGGUGGUGGGCGAGCUGCAGCGCGAGGUGGGGCAGCUGCGGCGGCGCCUGGCAGGCCUGGUGGAUCUGGCAGACGUGGUGCAGGGUUGGGACACAGCCCGCGGCCAGGGCAACCCCCACGACUGGGCCUGCACACGACGGCGGGCAUGGCACCUCUGCCAGCGCCGCCACUUCCUUUCCCUUUUUUUCUGUAUCUUGGGUUUUGCGAUUCAUGAGGGUCGACAUUAUUCUAAUAGAGGUUCCAAUUGCUUGGUCAAGCAUGCCGCAGACCAGGUGGCGGCAGGUGGCGGGCGGUAUUUAGAUGCGUUGCAAAACAUAGGCGGCCUAACCCACCUCUCCUCCUUAACUCCGGGACCAGCAGACGCGCCAAUCAGGCUGCCCGCCAGCUCCGCAUCGGGCGAGAUGGACUCCUUGCAAGCUCAGCUGGAGGAGAUUGAGGCGCUGCAGGCCUGCUAUCCCGAUGGGCUGAUCGCCUUCAGCGCAGCAGAGGCGGACACACUGCGCUUUGCGGCUGCCGUGGCGGAGGGGACGUCGGGCGCCGCCAGUGCUGACGACGUGCCCGCGCUGUCUGGCACGCUGUGGCUCCCGGGCCUGGAGCUUGCAGGGGCACCAGUGCAGCUGAAAUUUGUGCUUCCCAAGUGCAGCAGCGGAGAGGCAGGCCUGCAGGUGCUGAGCAAUGCCCCCAGGCAGGCAGCAGACCGGCUGCAGGCUGUGGCCAGCGGCACCGCCGCAGAGUGCGCUGCAGACGGCGCGCCCUGCCUGCUGCUUGUGGCGGACCGGCUGGCUGAGGCUGCCCGGGAGCUGGCGGAAGCAGAGGCAGCGGAGCGGCAGAGGGCUGGGGAGCAGCCACCUGUACCUGGCAGUGGCAGCAGCAGGCGGGCGCAGCAGGAGGCCAGGCAGCUGAGGAAGAGCAUCAUCCAAUGGGGCGGCGAGCUGCAGCUCGGCGGUUACUCCAAGCCAGGCUUCCCGGGGAUCGUGCUGGUAGAGGGAGCGGGAUGUGACAUAGAUGAGUAUUGUCGGCGGCUGCGGCGGCUGCGGUGGCAGGCCAUGGCUGUGCGGGGUGAGCAGGACGAGCCGAUGGGCAGCCUGCAGGCAAGCUCCUCAUCCGAUGCUGCUGGUGCUGCUCGCCACGGGCCAUGCCCCUGCAGCCAGCAGGAGUUGGAGGCUGCGCGGCGCCUGCCGCGGGGCGUGCAGGAGCUGGGGGAAGAGGACAUGGGGCGGCUGGCGGCGGCGAGCAGGGAGGCGGGGCUGCAGGAGCUGUUCCUCACGGCGCUCAAGCUAUGA